Haliaeetus leucocephalus (bald eagle) is the source of this 4680-nucleotide messenger RNA. It is a transcript of the gene PIK3C2G, whose product is annotated as phosphatidylinositol-4-phosphate 3-kinase, catalytic subunit type 2 gamma. The coding region runs from base 1 to 4680 and encodes 1559 amino acids. NCBI's taxonomy places the organism in Eukaryota, Metazoa, Chordata, Aves, Accipitriformes, Accipitridae. The record is from RefSeq and is a predicted model, not a curated record. Gene Ontology annotation, biological process: cell migration; phosphatidylinositol-mediated signaling; phosphatidylinositol-3-phosphate biosynthetic process. Gene Ontology annotation, molecular function: 1-phosphatidylinositol-3-kinase activity; phosphatidylinositol binding; 1-phosphatidylinositol-4-phosphate 3-kinase activity. The transcript is spliced from 33 exons. Gene Ontology annotation, cellular component: cytoplasm; phosphatidylinositol 3-kinase complex; plasma membrane.
AUGGCAUACUUUGGGAGAGUGCCUUUCUCACACAAUGAAUUUGGUGAAGGACAAGCUGGGGACCAAGCAUUGUACCCAAUGUACCAUUCUGGUUCUGCUGGAGAGGUCUGUUUAGGAUUUGAUCGAAUAGUUGAUGAAGUCAACAAUGAAUUUUUUUUUUAUGGUUCAUCACUUUCACAUCAUCGUGAAGAAAUUUAUUUCCCAUCAGACAUCUUUGGUCUGAAUGUGCCUGAGCAGCAGUUUUGUGGUCAGCCUCCAGUUGCUUAUGGCGAACUUUACCCUGGAAAUCCUGUCUCUCCCUGGCAACAAGGCACAGUGUCACCAACACUUGGCUUCAGACCUUCUUUGCUGUCUGAUUACAGAAACUUCUCUCUGGUGGAUCCUUACCCCUACAGUCAAGAGAGAGAACUCUAUGGAGGGAAUAGUAUAACUCCGGUCACAAAUGUGUUUGAUUCAAAUGUGGAAAGAGGCAAAACAAAUCUGAGUUUUCAGAUAGGUUUUGACAGUGGAGAUGCUCAGUGUCCCAUUUUCUUAGACAACUAUCCAUUUGGACGAGAAGUGAGUGAUGAAAGUGGAAAUGGGGAAGCUUGUUUAACCAACACUUCCAGAAGAUGCAACAUAGGACCUACUUGGCCCAGCAGCUCUGAACAUGACAGAGAGGCUACAGGUUGGUCUAUCCAGCUGGUUGAAGCAAAUCAAGGAAGUAAUGAAAACACAGUUGCUUUUUGCAAUGCAGUGGAGAAAAUAAGAAAAGCCUAUCCUGCUUUUGACUUGAAGACAAACACCGGGAAAAUCUGGAGUGUCACAACAAGGUACCCAGACCAUAUCCUUGGUGAAUCAAAAUUCAGAGUCAGUGUUUGGACAGAUUCUUCACUAUAUCCUCUGCUUAUUACACAGCAUGCUGGCUGUAUCACUCAUGACUUAAUUGUAGAGAUCCUCCGUUGCACAAAUCGAUACCCAGUCCAGGAGGAAUGCCUUCUAAGUGUUUGCGGGUCUGAUGAAUUCUUACAAAAUAAUCAUACUUUGGGCAGCCAUGAAAGUCUUCGCAAGGCAACCACCUGCAUUCAGCUUCGACUACACAACACUAAUAAUUUGAAGCAAAGUUUGGCUCGAACGCAUGAGGAUGACCAAAGACAGUUCAGUGUGAAUCAGCUGUUAGAAGACAGUUGUGCCUGGAGACUGACUCGAUGGAACCUUGUCUCGGUUAUUAUGAAAUAUAGAGGUCAAGUGGAAUAUCUAUUGCAAAAUGAGCAUAAGGUUGAUAAUGUGAUUGAAGUAGCUAAAGCAAUCUGCAGUGUCCUCUGUUUUGUGGAAACCAGAGACAUUACUGAUGCAGUCAAGAAACUCCGUGCAGUGCCAUUGGCAAAAGCACAGAUUUCACUUCAAAGUGCGGAAACACCAAACAAAGUUAAAAUUGGCUUAGACUCAUUGGCUAGUGCCCAGUACUGUUGGCAUUACUGCAGAGCACCUCGCAGGCUGCGAGAUGUACAGAGUCUGUUCUGUCGUGGGUGCCUGUGUCGGGUUCCCGGAGGGGACAGCCACACUGGGGCAUGGCUCCUGCUCAACUCCUCUGUGGCUGGCCAGCGACAUGCAGCUGGGGCUGCUACGCGGAUGCUUUCAAAAGGCCCUCCAUCUGAACGCUGGGUGUUAAUAGAGGCUGCUGUGACUGAGCUCUCCAUGGCCAUUUCUUGUCUCAUCCAUGUUUACAGCAGCAGCUUUGAUGCAAAUUUCCAGCUUGCCAGCAUACCUAAAAGCCCUUCAUGUGUGGACAUCAGCCUAGAUUCCCAGCUCAGCUUCACUGUUUAUGCUGCCCAUAACAUCCCAGAAGCCUGGGUGAACAGCUACAAAGUUUUCUCUUUUUCCUGUUCACUAACUUAUGCUGGGAAGACAAUAUGUCAAGUGAAGGUUUGCAAAAAUAUACCAGUUAGAAGAUCCUUCUUUUUCCUGACUGACUGGAAUGAGAAAAUCAACUUUCCUCUACGAAUAAAGGCUCUUCCGAGGGAAACCAUGCUGACAGUAAAACUACUUGGAGUAAACAGUGCCUCUAAAAAUACAGAAGUGCUUGCUUGGACAUGCUCCCCAUUGUAUCCAAAAGAGCGGCUCGUUCAUGGAACUGUGCUGCUUAGCAUGACAUUGUGCAGUACGCUUACAACAACAAUGAUUACCCCAGGCAUCUGCAGUACUGAUACACCAACCUCAGUAAUAUUACAGAUUGACUUUCCAGAAACUAGUUUGGAGUUCAUUAAACCUGAACCUGAAGAAAGAAGAGGUGAUCUUGAAGAGCCAACCAAAGACUGCCUGAAGCACAUUGCAAGACUUUCGCAGAUAAAUUCUCUCUUGUUACUCUCAGAGCAACAGAGAAGGACCUUAUGGUUUUAUCGUUACUACUGCAAUAAUCAAAAUUGCUCCCUUCCUCUGGUACUGGGCAGUGCACCCAGUUGGGAUCGAACAACUGUAUCAGAAAUGUAUGCUGUAUUGAGGAGAUGGACAUUUUCUAACCCCCUGGAGGCACUUGGGCUUCUGACUUUCAGUUUUCCAGAUCAAGAUAUUCGCAAGACAGCAGUCCAACAAAUAGAAAAUAUGUCAAAUGAUGAAUUGUUAGAAUACCUCCCACAGCUGGUUCAGGUGCUCAAGUUUGAGUGGAGUCUUGAAAGCCCUCUAGUGAAACUCCUGCUGAAUCGUUCUCUUCAGAGCAUCCAGGUAGCCCACCAACUUUACUGGCUGUUGAAGAAUGCACAGAAUGAAGUUCAUUUCAGAAUCUGGUAUCAGAAACUACUGGCUGCUCUCCAAUUCUGUGCUGGAAAAACCCUGAACAAUGAGUUUUCUAAGGAAGGGAAACUUAUCAGAAUUCUGGAAGACAUGGCCAAGAAAGUAAAAGCUGCCAGUGACCCAAAAAGAAAGGAGGUGUUAAAGGGGGAACUCAACAGACUUCAGCAGUUCUUCCAGGAGGUAAAGGUUUGCCGGCUUCCCCUGAAUCCUGCGCUUGUGGUCCAAGGCAUAGAGGCAGACUCAUGUUCAUAUUUUACGUCCAAUGCUUUUCCAUUAAAAAUCUCCUUCAUCAAUGCAAAUGGUCCUGGUGGAAACAUCAAUGUUAUUUUUAAGAUAGGCGAUGAUCUACGUCAAGAUAUGCUGGUUCUGCAAAUUAUUCGAGUGAUGGACAGUAUUUGGCUCCAAGAGGGAAUGGAUAUGCAAAUGAUAAUUUAUAGGUGUUUAUCUACAGGAAAAGGCCAAGGAUUGGUACAGAUGGUGCCAGAUGCUAUCACACUAGCGAAGAUCCACAGGGAGUCUGGACUGAUAGGACCAUUGAAAGAAAACACAAUUAAAAAAUGGUUCCGUCAUCACCAUCCUCUGGAAUCAAGUUACCAAGAGGCAGUAAGGAAUUUCUUUUAUUCCUGCGCUGGUUGGUGUGUUGUUACCUUCAUUCUGGGAGUCUGUGAUCGACACAGUGACAACAUAAUGCUGACAAAUGCUGGACGCAUGUUCCACAUAGAUUUUGGAAGAUUUUUAGGUCACGCACAGACAUUUGGAAGCAUAAGAAGGGACCGAGCUCCCUUCAUCUUCACAUCAGAGAUGGAGUAUUUCAUCACAGAAGGUGGAAAAAACCCACAGCGUUUUCAAGAGUUUGUGGAGCUUUGUUGUCGAGCUUAUAACAUAGUCAGAAGACACAGCCAGUUACUCUUGAACCUGCUGGAGAUGAUGCUGCAUGCAGGGUUGCCCGAGCUAAACAGCAUCCAGGAUCUGAAGUAUGUGUAUGAUAACCUCCGUCCUCAGGACUCAGACCUACAGGCUACAAGCUACUUUACAAGGAAAAUCAAGGAAAGUUUGGAGUGCUUUCCUGUUAAACUCAAUAACUUGAUCCACACACUUGUACAGAUGUCAGUGACAGGCUCUGCAAAACCUCCAGCUCCAGAGACGAUCCCCCAAGAAUGGAUGAUGCUGGAUGCAGAGAAGUCAAUCGCAAGAGCCACCAUUUUGGGGUUCAACAAAAAGUCUGUCUCCCUAUAUCUAGUCCAGGUGGUGCAAACCUGCAAUGUGGUCACUUUUGUGGAAAAAUCAUUCGACCAGUUCUCAGAACUUCACAGCCAUCUCCAGAAGCAAUUUCCAUCACAUGUCCUCCCAGAGUUUCCCCCCUCAUGGCAUUUACCUUUUACAGAUCUUGAACAUAAAAGAGUGAAGGAUUUGAAUCUCUAUCUGAAGCAGCUAUUAAGUGGAUCCAGGAAACUGGCUAAUAAUGAGCUUGUACUCAGCUUCUUCCUGAAUUGGUCCAAAAAUACCCUGGCAGAAGAUUCAUCAUCCGUGACCUUAGGUCCUCAGUCAACUGAUCAUAAGCCUGGAGUACAAUUACUCAUAUCCUACGAGAGCACUCGUCUGACCAUAAUGUUGAAACACAUGAAGAACAUUUGCCUCCCAGAUGGCUCUGCCCCAAGUGCACAUGCUGAAUUUUAUCUUCUGCCGGAUCCUUAUGAGGUCAGUCGAAGAAAAACAAGAACAGCUCCAAAAACCUCUGACCCUACUUACAAUGAAAUUGUUGUGUAUGACAAAGUCACAGAGCUCAAAGGCCGUAUACUGAAGCUUGUUGUGAAAAGCAAAGGAACAUUUGUGGGAGCUGUUAACAUUCAACUGAGCAGUGUCCAGUUAAAUGAAGAAAAGUGGUAUCCACUGGGAAACAGUGUAAUUUAA